GUUGAUGGUAAUGUAACAACAGUAAUACCAAUACAAAUAGGUACGAUACCUUGUUUAACUAAUUUAUUUCAACGAAAUUUGAGCGAAAAAGGAGAAAGUGAUGAUGGUAAUGAUGAAAAUAAUCGAGUAAACGGUAAUCUUAAAGUAUCAACACCAAUACUUCCAAAUAAUAAAGCAAAAAUACAGGUUACAAUAACAACAGAAAAUGGUCAAACAUUGGAUAAUACAAGUGAAACGGAUGAAUUAAGCCCAGAUAUGGAGUUGAUGUUGUUAUCCAAGAAACGUGUACGUAUACCAAGUUCAAUUCUAAGUGAACUUUAUCCUAAACUUCCAAAUCCAUAUUACAGACAAUCACUUUUCGGUGAAGUGGACAUAUCUGAAGAUCAAGAACAUGUACAAUAUGGUGAUACUAAAUUUGCUCCUAAAUAUCCAUUUUAUACAGAUUAA
This is a messenger RNA of Acanthocheilonema viteae, 447 nucleotides long. The record is from the annotation of a GenBank genome assembly. NCBI's taxonomy places the organism in Eukaryota, Metazoa, Nematoda, Chromadorea, Rhabditida, Onchocercidae.